UGCCCCGGUGUAGCCGCUCUCUCCGCCCGUCUCGCUGGUUGGGGCACAUGCUCUGUGCCCGGGGCCGGUGCCGUUUCCUCUCGGUCUCCUCAGCAGAACGGGACCUCCCGGUACCCCCCGCACCCCCAGCAUGGCCCCCCCGACAGGGAAUGUCGUGGACAGCCAAGCCCCCCGGCUCCUGGAGAACCAACUGCGCUGGGACCUGAGCGCCGAGCAGAUCGAGGCCAUGGCAGCCGAGCUGACCGAGAGGACCAAGCUGGUGUACGACCGGGUGGGGUCCCAGGAGCAGGGGGAGGUGUCCUACGAGAACACCCUCAAGGCUCUGGCAGACGUGGAAGUGGAGUACACGGUCCACCGGAACAUGCUGGAUUUCCCCCAGCACGUCUCUCCCUGCAAGGACAUCCGGGCAGCCAGCACUGAGGCUGACAAGAAGCUCUCAGAGUUUGAUGUGGAGAUGAGCAUGAGGCAGGAUGUGUACCAGAGGAUUGUCUGGCUCCAGGAGAAAGCAGAGAGUGCUUCUCUGAAGCCUGAAGCAAAGAGAUACCUGGAGAGGCUGAUCAAACUGGGCAAAAGAAAUGGCCUCCACCUCCCCGAGGAGACACAGGAGAAAAUCAAAGCUAUUAAGAAAAAGCUGAGUGUCCUCUGCAUCGACUUCAACAAGAACCUCAACGAAGACACCACUUACUUGCCCUUCUCAAAAGAGGAACUUGGGGGGCUCCCUGAGGACUUCCUGAACUCCCUGGAGAAGACAGAGGAUGGCAAGCUGAAAGUCACCUUGAAAUACCCACACUAUUUCCCUCUCCUGAAGAAGUGCUACGUCCCUGAGACGAGGAGGAAGGUGGAGGAAAUGUUCAACUCCAGGUGCAAAGAGGAGAAUUGCCUGAUCCUCAAGGAGCUGGUGGAUUUACGUGCUCAGAAAGCCAACCUCCUGGGCUUCAGCACCCACGCUGACUUUGUCCUGGAGAUGAACAUGGCCAAGAGCAGCCAGACCGUGGCCACCUUCCUGGAUGAGUUGGCCCAGAAGUUGAAACCCCUGGGGGAGAAGGAAAGAGCUGUGAUCCUGGACCUGAAGAAGAAGGAAUGUGAGAAGCGUGGCCUGGAGUUCGACGACCGCAUCAACGCCUGGGACAUGCGCUACUACAUGAACCAGGUGGAGGAGACCAAGUACAGCGUGGACCAGAACCUCCUGAAGGAGUAUUUCCCCAUGCAGGUGGUCACCACGGGCCUCCUGGCCAUCUACCAGGAGCUGCUGGGCCUCACCUUCCACCUGGAGGAGAAGGCUCAGGUGUGGCACGAGGACGUGCAGCUCUACACGGUGAGGGACGCCUCAUCUGGGGAGACCAUUGGGAAGUUCUACCUGGAUCUGUAUCCAAGGGAGGGGAAGUAUGGCCAUGCAGCCUGCUUUGGCCUCCAGCCUGGCUGCCUCCUGCCCGACUCCAGCCGCCAGAUCUCGGUGGCAGCCAUGGUUGCCAACUUCACCAAACCCACCCCAGAUGCCCCUUCCCUGCUGCAGCACGACGAGGUGGAGACUUAUUUCCAUGAGUUUGGGCACGUCAUGCACCAGCUCUGCUCUCGGGCGGAGUUUGCCAUGUUCAGUGGGACACACGUGGAGAGGGACUUCGUGGAGGCACCAUCCCAGAUGUUGGAGAACUGGGUGUGGGAAAAGGAGCCCCUGCUCAGGAUGUCCAGGCACUACAAAACUGGCAGCCCCAUCCCUGAUGAGCUGCUGGAGAAGCUCAUCAAAUCCCGGCAGGCAAACACGGGGCUCUUCAACCUGCGCCAGAUCGUCCUGGCCAAGGUGGACCAAGCACUGCACACCCAGCCCAAGGCUGACCCCGUGGAAGUGUUUGCCCAGCUCUGUGAGGAGGUGCUGGGGGUCCCUGCCACCCCAGGUACAAACAUGCCUGCUACCUUUGGCCACUUGGCUGGUGGCUACGAUGCCCAGUACUAUGGCUACCUCUGGAGUGAGGUGUACUCCAUGGACAUGUUCCACACACGCUUCAAGCAGGAGGGAAUCAUGAACUGCAAGGUGGGGAUGGAUUACAGGAACUGCAUCCUGCAUCCUGGGGGUUCCCUGGAUGCUUCUGACAUGUUGAGGAAGUUCCUGGGCCGUGAUCCCAAGCAGGAUGCCUUCCUGGCCAGCAAGGGACUGAAGGUGGAGAGCAACUCACUGCCUUCUGCCUGCUGAGAAGCUGCUCCAGCCCCUUCCAGUCCCCCCAGCUCCGUGUUCCACACACCCCUUCCCCUCAGGCCACGCAGUUCCUGCUGUUUCUGUCUCCAAACUCCUCCUGGGCCAGCCCUGCCUGGAGCAAUUCCUCCAGGAUCCUGCUCCCAGCUCACCCUGGGCUUCAGGAGCUCAGCCCUGGCCCCAGGGCUCUCUGGUGUCAGCCCUGCACCAGGAGCUGAAUUGCCUUUGUCACCUCCCUGAGGGGACAGGCCUGGCACAGCCCAGGUGAAUUGGCUGAACUUUGAGCCUGGUGUCUGCACAAGGGUGAGGUUCAGCCUUGUUCCCAGCUGGGAAGAGGGUGAGAGGAUUGAAUCAUGGUUUUAAAAAUCCCUUCUUUUUAAGAAAUGGGAUGUCCCUCCGGGCUGGGCUGGUUUGGGGACACAGAAGUGUCCUGAGAAGCUGCAGUGGCUCCUGCUCUCCUUGUCUGUGGGCUGUGGAAUAAAGAUGGGGAGAUCCCAGAGUGUAAAACCCCAGAACAUCUUUGCUCUCAGCCCUUCCUGGGGUGACCAGGACAGCUCUUCCCAGCACAGGGGCAGCGUGGCCGUGUCCCUGCGUGUUGUCCCCUUCCCUGGGGACAUCUCAGGGGCAGCUGCUGCCCUCUGGACUGGAGUGGUGGCAGUGGUGGGGGUGUUGCUAUUGCUGUCACUGCUAAGCCAGGGUGGGACAGGGGAGGGCUGUGGAAAAACAAAAAAUAAACAAACCAAAAAAACCCACCCCACCCUCAAGCAGCUUCAAAGAGCAGGGACAAAAAUACCCAGGAGGCUGUGGUGACAGCCCCGGGUGUGGCACUGUGCCUGGGGACAGCAGCCAGCCCUGCACCCCCAGCCCAUCUCCACAGCUGUUCCCUUGUCCCCAAGAACCCUAAAAGUGGUGCUGGGGGGGUGGGGGUGCAUGGCAGGGAUGGUCCCUGGGUGGGUGCUGAUCCCAGGGCGUGAUCCUGCAGGGAUGGGGCUGGGAAGAGCUCGGAGCAGGCAGGGAGAGGCCUUGCAGAGGAGCCAGCAGCUCUCCCCAGCCCCAGCUGGGUGCUGGGCUCCAGCAGUUCCGGGUUCCUGGGGUCCCUUUUUUGGCCCCCAUGAGGCUGAGGUUCUGCUCCCUGCAGCUCUUCCCCUCUGGUUUCAGCACACACAGAGGAUCCUGGUGCUCCCUCCCACCCCCUUCCCUGGCCAGGGCCUCCUGGGGGAGCUGCCAUCCCUCCCCAGGGUCCCCUUGCUGCAGCCCCCUCCCCACUGGGCUCUUCCCUUCCCCUCUGGGCUGUGGCUCUGCAUCCUCAGCCCCGUGGGAGGACACUCAUCCCACCUGCAGACAAGGUCCCUCUGUCACCUCCCUCCUCCAGACCCCCCCUGGUGCCAUGGGCAGGCUGGUGACACCCCCCUGCCUGGUCCCCUCUUGCACUGUGACACGAGGAUGGGGCUGGAAGCAGCCGGGUGGCUCCUUGGGACUUGCUGAGGCCACCUCGAGCCUCUUGUCCCCCCCCAGCUGUGUUUUGGGUGGAUGUCCCCACACUGUGGGUGUUUUACAGUUUUACUGAACUUUCAGGGUUUUCUUUCACACCUCUCGAGGGAGAGAGCUGAAGAGGGGACUGCUCACUGUCCCCAUGGAACUGUCCCCUGUCCCCCCUUCCCUGUGCCCCACCAGGCCCCUCCUCAUCCCAUCCCAGGCUGGGUUGGAAAGGUUGGGUUUAGGGUUUGGGGUUUUUUCCCCAGGUUUGGGUUUUAUUUUUCCUGUUAACCUUUUUUAAGGGCAAACCAGGGUGUGAGUGUGAGUGGGUGUGAGUGUGAGUGGGUGUGAGUGUGCCACUCACCAUGGUCCCAUCCCACCCUGCUUGUUUCAAGGACUGGAUCUCUAGGCAGUUCCCACCAAUAAAGGUUUUUCCAAAGCCAA
Molecule: messenger RNA, 4108 nt
Organism: Calypte anna (Anna's hummingbird)
Lineage: Eukaryota; Metazoa; Chordata; Aves; Apodiformes; Trochilidae
Gene: THOP1
Product: thimet oligopeptidase 1
Exons: 13
Coding region: 131-2188 (685 amino acids)
Biological process (GO): peptide metabolic process; proteolysis
Cellular component (GO): mitochondrial intermembrane space
Molecular function (GO): metalloendopeptidase activity
Source: RefSeq, a predicted model, not a curated record